Diabrotica virgifera virgifera (western corn rootworm) is the source of this 13764-nucleotide messenger RNA. RefSeq names its product probable E3 ubiquitin-protein ligase HERC1. NCBI's taxonomy places the organism in Eukaryota, Metazoa, Arthropoda, Insecta, Coleoptera, Chrysomelidae. The record is from RefSeq and is a predicted model, not a curated record. Gene Ontology annotation, molecular function: ubiquitin-protein transferase activity; protein binding. The coding region runs from base 525 to 13622 and encodes 4365 amino acids. The transcript has 33 exons.
UAACUAUUAGGAUCAGGCACGAUCAGGUACAACAUGUAUUUAUUUUGUACUUUCAUACUUUUAUAAUAUGACUUGACAGCUUAAUCAGACAAGGAUUUUUCCAAUAUGACAAAUUUUCCAAAAUAAAUUUUGAUUAAAUUAAACUCUAAAUUGUUUUUUAAUAACAUAUUAAAGUAAAUCUAGAUUAAAUAUAAACGUAAAUUAUGGAAAUAUUUAAAAUUUAAUUAAUUUUAAUACUUACUUGAUUCAAUUUUAGUAUUUUUUUGACAAUCAUAUGACAUUUAUUCUAUGGGAAUAAACAAUGCGUUAAAGUUUUUGACAGUUAUCAUUAUAUAUUUACGAAAACGAAAUUUAUGGUGAAAGUUGCUAUUUAGUUGCUAAAUAGAUAUUUUAUCAAGACAUCCACAAAUUUUUUUACUCAUCAUUUUCCAAUGGAGUAAAUAAACAGUUCUGAAGUUUAAAAACUUUGUUGCAUUAAUUUAGCUUUAAUGGUCAUUGUCCUCAUUAUCAACAAACAAUAAAUAAUGGAAGGUGCAUAUAAUAACAUAGAACUGGGAUGGAUAGACCAUACGAAUUCAGCAUGGGCAUUAAAGAACAGUGAUAACAUUGCCAAUAGAGAUCUUGUGCAGUCAAUGUAUGAUGUUCUUCUUCAAAGCAAGGAAAUAAGGAUCAUUCCUUCUAAUGGGUCAUCUUAUAGUGACAUUCAAGUACUGCCUAGCUUUCAGUUUGAUCCGUUAUCAACAAACGAUUUAAAUCAUUAUAUUACAUCUUUAUUAACAUCCCAGUUACAAUUAGCCAAAGAAGUAUGUUCAUCAACACAGUUUUCUGUUAUCUUGAAACAAAGGCUGUUAAUUUUAAAAAGGAUAUAUUAUGGAUUACUAAUGAAAUACCAUGAUAAAGAAAAAACAGAUAGUACUACUAGUGAACCUAGUACUAGCACUAGUGCGAUGUCUUUGGCUCCCAGAGAGGUAGUAUCAGGUUCACAAGCACUUUUGGAAGUAGGUGUAAAAACAGGUCUUAGUUUACUGUUCUCUCUACUACAACAGAACUGGCAAGUCAGUGGAAUUCUUGGCAUUCCAUCACUGUGCAACUCCGUUCUGGAAACAGCUGUAGGGUUAAUUGAUAGACUUCCACCAUUGUGUCUUUCUAAUGAAUCCCAACUUACAAAUUUGGGUAUAAGUAGCUUAGAUCAAGUUUGUUCUUUUUUAAAAACUGCAGUUUUGUUGGAAAAUGCAGCCGACAAGAAUGGAAAGUUGCUUUGUUGUGAAAUACUUUUAAGUUUAGCCUUACAAAGAGGUUCUUUACGAUACCUUCUUGAAUGGAUAGAUAUGGCAUUAGAUGCGUCUUGUAAAGAGCCUAUACUUAAGAGCAAGUUAGCGAAGAAAGCAAUAUCUCAACUUGAAAGUCACAAAAAAUGUAAAGAUAAAGUUUUCACAGACCGAGCUGAUGACGAAAUGGGGGUAUACACUGCUGCUUUAUUUCUGAUGGAGAUUUUGGUGUCUAUGGCAACUGAUGAUGGUGGUGCUGGGACUUUAGAAACAGAUGCAAACUUGGGAGUCUAUGAAAAAUGUGAAGUAUAUGUUUGGGGAAGCAAUUCAUCCCACCAGCUAGCAGAGGGCCACCAUGAAAAAAUAUUGAUGCCUAUCAAUUCAAAGAUAUUUAGUCAAGUGCAACAGAUUGAGGCUGGUCAGUAUUGCACAUUUGCCAUUCACUGGGACGGAUUUGUCACUGCCUGUGGAAAAGGUAGCUAUGGUCGUUUGGGCUUAGGAGAAUCAGCAAACCAGUGCCUUCCAAAACGAAUAUUGUUGGAUCCUGUUGUUAAAAAAUUAUCUAGUUCAAAAGGCAGUGAUGGCCAUACUUUGGCCUUAAUGGAAAAUGGACAAGUCUAUAGCUGGGGUGAUGGAGACUAUGGGAAGCUGGGGCAUGGAAAUUGUGCAACACAUAAACAACCAGAGAGAAUAGCUGGACCUUUUUUAGGAAAAACUAUUAAAUUUAUCAAUGCAGGUUACAGUCAUAGUGCAGCUAUUACAGACGAUGGAAAACUUUACACAUGGGGUGAGGGAGACCACGGAAGGCUAGGCCAUUUAGACAGUAACGCCAGGCAUAUUCCAACGUUGGUCCAGGAUUUGGCCAAUGUAGAAGUCGGUAGUGUAGCCUGCGGCAGCUCGCACACAUUAGUUGUUUCAAAGGAUGGUCAAACUGUGUGGUCUUUCGGAUCUGGAGAAAAUGGAAAACUAGGACAUGGUGAAAUUGCUAAGGUUUAUAAACCAAAAAUAAUAGAAGCGUUACAAGGAUUGGUUAUACAGAAAGUGUGCGCUGGAAAUUCUUUUUCUGUAGCAUUGACUACUAUGGGACAGGUGUACACAUGGGGAAGUGGACCGAUUUUGGGUAUGGGUUCUGCAGACGCAAUUUGCUUGAGACCACUUCUUGUUGAGGAUUUAACACCGUACAGAAUAAUUGACAUAUCGGCAGGAGGUACGCAUUGCCUCGCUCUUAGUGACGAAAAUGUUGUGAUCGCUUGGGGAACCAACAGCAUGGGACAGUGUGGCCAGGGACAUGUCACAACUCCGAUAACAAGGCCUGUUAAAGUUAAAGGUUUAGAAGGAGUGCCUAUAAGGCAGAUUAGUGCCGGUACAUCUCAUUCUAUCGCAUGGACUUCCACUCCUGCGGAAAACCCCCACGCAACAAAACACCGACCGUUUUGUUUAGAUUUACACGAGAACACUUUUGGAUCCUUGAAAGUAUUUUUAGAGAAGUAUACAGUCAGUUUUAAGUACACUGCGCCUCCGCAGCCGUUUAAAACGGCCGAAGAGCACCAACGGUUUGUCUUAUUGACGUUAAAGCUUCUAUGUACACAUUUGAAUUUGUGUAUAAAUGGAAAUUUAAGUACUAGUGUUUUGAAUACUCAUGCCAAAGCUCUACGAGCUGUAUUAUUUAGGUUAGUUGAUAUUGAUGCACCUUCAGAUAUACACAACACUGCCAGAGAAGUCCUGAAUAUUGGGGCUCCUCUUCUUCUACCCCAGUUAAACGAGAGGGUAGAAUUCCUGCACCUGCAUUUAUCUAGUGGCAAUCAAUUGACGCAAGGUCAACAGAUGCUUCUAGGAAUUAUUUUAAGUAGUUUAGAAGAUCCCAUACAUGUAGCUGCGUUAUUAGGUUAUAGUAGUACUCCGGAAAAAGUAGAAGACUUGAAAUUAACUGGGAUGCUUAUGCACACUCUGCUAAAAUCAUUCACCAAAAAUACGGAGGAAACUCUGCAGAGCAUUUUGAACUAUAUGUCCAUUACUACCAAAUUAAAAUGGCAAAGCCCCGGAAAUUCGAAAAUCUACAAUCUCCAACGACUUCUUUCCUCCCUUCAAGACCACAUGCUAGCUCACUACACAACUUCAUUGAAACAUAAGUUCACCUUCCAAGAAAACGACCUGUUUCUAAGUCACGUAUCUCACGUGUUCCAAUUUGCCAUAAAAAUACUGAAGAGGGCCGCUAAUAUACUUAUAAUGUAUCCGUCUAGUUUAGAAUUGCUGUACAAUGUUCUGUUAGAAUCGGCUACUGGAGCUAUGCUGUUUAAAAUAUUGAAUUCUCUUCUACUCAUACCAGCAGCGUAUAUCAAAAACAUGUAUCCGCUUUUGUUGGAAUUAAUGGAUCCCAUAGAUAAAUUCAAUCAAUUGCUGCCAAGAGAAUUGCUGAGGGGAGAGAAAAAUUCUUCCAGAAGCGAAACUCCCACUUUGGAUCAAUUGGCCGAACAAUCCUGGGUGUGGAUAGUCGAUCUACAGAAAACCUGCUCACUGGUCGUCGGCCAUUGCCUGGGAGGCAUGCUAGUAGGCGACCAACCAACCUACUACGAAAAUCUUUGCCGGCACUGGCUUUCCAAUGAAAUAUUCUCUUCCGGUUUAGAGAACGAAACUAUCGAUCUAGAAGCUCUAACAGAAUUGUCCUACCAAGCAACGUCAAAAAACUCGGAACAGAUUUUAAUUACUUUAGACAAGUUACCUUCACCCGUCGAAAGCCUUUGCAAGGUGGUAUUUGAACUUCCUUGUCAAUACGACGAGGCUUGCGCAGUACCUCCGGAUGAAUUAAAAACCAGCAACGCAUUUUACAACAAAUUAAUGGAAGAUAUAGAAAUAGAACCGUGGGAAUUUGACGAAGAAGACAAGAACGUUUUGGAUAGCGUUACCAAAUGCUAUUUAAUGACAUUGUUAAUACACACGCGGUUAAUACACAAGCCUUCCUCCCAUCCUGCAGUGAAGGAGGUUUACAGGAAUGUUUUAAAUUUAAGACAAAAGAUGAUUGGUCUGAUCUACUGCGAUGAGUACAAAGACGAACUCAUCGGAGACAAGGACGCUGAGAAUGAGCAGUCCGAAAAUGUUAAUGCCAAAGACGUAGUAUCUGUGGACGAGGAAUAUAAUUUUAAAUCUUUUUGCCAAGGAAUUCUGAAAAGGUCGUUAUUCAUGUUAUUAUUUGUUAAAAACAUACAUGUGGAAAUUUCUCUCUCAUCGUCUCAUUCGGAAUCGGAGGAAGGAGAAACUGAAAAAGCAUACGUCGAAUAUUAUAAAGCACAUAAAGAUUCAGCGUCGUUGAACGAUCUUCGGAAAAUCUGCCACUCUUUACAAUGUUUUGUAAUGAAUGAGUCUACAGAUAAAAAUAGAACGGGCAUGACGAGAGAGAAGGGCUGGUGCACGGAUCCAAAAGUUCUUUACGCAGCUCUAAUACAACAAAAGGAACGAGCAUUGUUUAGGUUAGAAAGUUUAGAACAACUGUUGUUCCACUUGGCAAGCAGAGAGAUGUCCUUAACUGUGAUAAACUGUAUACAGCAGCAACUUCUGGAAGGCUCUUUUGGUUUUUGUAAUAUAAAGAGUGAUGACUCUUGUACCCAAUUACAUCACUAUUUGGAAGGAAUUCAAUCCGCUCCUCUAGAUGUUCAAGAAAAGAUUAGAACGGCUGUACACGGUAUAUAUCACUAUUUGACACUCUCACUGAAACGACAGGUAUUGAGCCAUUCGGAAAAUAAACAUUUCUUGCUUACUACGAUUUUUUCUUUAAGUGCCAGAUAUCAUGCCAAUGACUUGCCAAUUGUCAUAAAUAACGAUUUGAUGCAGCUCUUGAUGAGAUUUAUUAAUUUUAACUUGGAUUGUCCUAAAUUGUACGACAAAUCCGACAUUUUAAGUAUCGCUGCUUUGAGACUGACUCGAAUAUUAGCAAUAUCUUGUUGUGCGCAUUCCAAGAAGUUAGACAUGUCAACUCUGGAAAACGUCAUUAACAUUUUAUAUGAUCAUUUUGCUCAAACUGUGGUUUCCAAAUGCUGUGAAAACUCGACGAACCCAACCACUUUUGCUCCGGAUGGAGUAAGGAAUCUUGGUGAUUUCUUGCUGUUUUUAAGAAUUAUUAGUUCGAGUCAUGCUAUACAAAAGCUAUUGGCUUCCAAAGACUGGAUAUAUACCUUACUUGGUACGUUGGAAAAUGCCAGUCCUUAUACUAAUUAUUCAGAACAGAUUAAAACGUUGAGGCCGAAGUUAUUGAUUUUGCAGGUUCUGCAAGUUAUUUUGCCAGGUUUACAGUCUGUUCAUAUUGACGACGAUCUAAGAAAAUAUAUCAUUAACAAAUUGUUUAAUCAGAUUAGUCGAGAAGUUUGGAAUAUAUCUAAAAAUGCAGAUGGAACAACAAGUUGUGAUUUUUGUGAUAGUAACAUAUUAGAUAAUAGUCUUUUUAAAGAAGGUGAAGGAAACGUACCUGUACAUGACAUGGGUUUUGAUGCUGAAAAAUGUUACAAUUGUACUAUAGAAGGUAAUUUGACCCUAGUUCACGGUACAGGAGGUAGAGGUUACGGUUUGGGACUGCAGGCAAUAAGUUCAGGGUGCUAUCAAUGGAAAAUACUUAUAGUAAAGGAGAAUAGAGGCAAUGAAGGUACGUGUAUCGGGGUCUCAAAACACCCCGUUAAAGAUUUUAGUCACAGGUCCACCAACGACAUGUGGUUGUAUAGAGCUUACAGUGGGAGUUUGUAUCACAAUGGCGAAAGAGACAUGAGCUUCCAAAGCUAUACACAAGGUGACUACAUUACUGUCGUACUAGAUAUGGAUGCGAAAACGUUAAGUUUUGGAAAAAACGGCGAAGAGCCUCGGGUAGCUUUUGAAAAUAUAAAUGCUACUGAGCUUUACCCAUGCGUCAUGUUCUAUAGCACCAAUCCUGACGAAAAAGUGAAAAUAACUGACAUGAGAGUUCAUGGUACUCAAAGGGACCUGUUGCCUGGUGAACCUAACCUGGCUCCAUUACACGCCGUUCUUGUCGAAUUUUACAUUACGCUUAUUAGGAGGUUGCACGUGUCUCCGACAUGGACGGAAGACGUGAACCAAGCUUUAAUUACAAGACUGAAUAAAAUUGAAAAUUAUUUCCCAGUGAUCGACACCCACAACAUAGAAGACGAUGUGGGACUGACGCAAGAGAAAAUAAUCGAACUGAAGUCAGAAAUACAAACUAAUGAAUUAUGUGAUAAUGUUUGGUCAGCACUCGUGGUGAUCGCAGGCCAAGAUCAGGGUAUGCGAAUGGGAGGUGUAUGCAAACACAAAACCACUGGAAAAAAGGCAAUAGUUCUCGGUAUCCUCAAAAAAGGUAUCACAACUGUGAACGUUCAAUGGGAAUCAGACGGAGGAGUGUCUGACGUUUCACUCUCCAAUUUAGAGUUUGUUGAACCUGUGCCUUUCGCUAUAAACAAGUUUACUGGCGUAGCGCCCAAAGUGUUACUCCAAAUAGCAAGACUGAGCGGCAUCACCAAUGAAAUAUCUAUGCCGGUGUUCGAUCUUACGGAAGAUGAACAAUUAUUGUUGUAUCCGAAUAGGGCACAGAAGCAUCCUGUACCGGAACAGUUAAGAUGCAGUUCAGACUCACAGAUUCACAACCAAAACCCGAACGAUCGACCCAGAACAAUGGAGUCCCUCACAAAUGAAAUUGUGUCCAGCAUAAUGGGCGAAGUUAAAAGAUUAAGCACAGAAAAAGUAGCUGGUUCUCAGAGCGAGUCGAAGAUAGUAGACGGUGGAGAUGCAAAAACGAUAGACGACAGUGAAGCUUUACAAACGAGUCUCUUAGAAAAGCGUUUACUCGAUCUCGAAGAAGAAACUCUCAAACUCACAUUCCUUCAGUUUGCUGCUUUGAAAGUUUUAGGCAUAUUUAUAACAUCUUCGUCAUUUACGGAACUCUUUCUAUCUAACGCUACAACGCAAUCUGACGAUAUUGACUGCUUGAGGAAAAUUAUGAAUGCUGUUGUCGAAAAAAGUAUAGAUCAAUGCAAAUUGGGUCAUAUUAUAAUGACUGCUGAUGUCGAACGUGCACAAUCACUAUUACAUAUGAGUUUUAUUAAAAGCCGGACAUCUGAAGAAACGAAGAACAUACCUCAAAACGUCGGUGAUUUGGAGAAUUCUGCCAUCAGCUUACCUGUUACGAAUCCUCUAAACGAAGGUUCCAACUCAAAUGAAUCUGUACAAGAUUUACUGCUAAAACCAGUUAGACCCAAUAAUUCACUUCCUAAACCACCAUCUUCAUUAAGUGUACAUGGGAGCGGUUUUCCAUAUUUACCUUACGAUGCUACUCAUUCAUCAUCCCUAGCUGCUGGAAUAACUCUACCAAGCGAUUCUGUCAGAAGUAGGCUCUUUUUUGGCUCCGAGUCUGAGGAAAACGUUUGGAGAUCGUAUAAAAUUCCCUCUAGUUCUCCUCCUCCACCACCGAUAGCAACCCCGCUACUAGAAAUGGGAUUUACCAUAAAACAUAUUCAAAAGGCUCUACAAGAAACGAAAUGUACCGGAGAACUCAACGCCCACACCGUCAAUACUUUAGCUACGUGGAUGUUGGAACAUCCCUUUUUGGACAUUUGUGAAGAUCGAGGCGUUUUGUUGAGAUUUAGGGAGAGGUCUCGCGCUUUGGCUAGGCCUCAAAGUUUGGAGAGUUCUGAUAUCGAGUUUAUUCAAAGAAGAGGUUUAGGUCCAAGGAGGCGAGCCUUCCUAGAGCACUUCUUAGAGCGUGUUGAUAGAGCUUCCCACGAUAGAGUUCGAGAGAGACAACACGUGAGAGGCGAAGCUCAUCCCUUGUUAAGAAAUUCAUCAGUUGAAGACUCAAGCAGCGAAAAUGCUACUCCUACAUGUACUGACGCUACAGAAAUUCUUAAAAUUCAUAAAAAUUCUUCAUACGUCAAUGUCGAAAAUAACUGCGCUAUUUGCCCAUACUGUAAGCAUCUGUCGCCAUAUCUGGAUGCACAUCUGAUAUCCUAUCAUCCAGGUUGCAAUACAUUGUGGGGACAAGGAGUGUGUGGGUACUGUACAGACGGAUACUACAUCCUCUGCUACAAAUGUAAAAAUAAAUAUUUAAACACCAAUAAAUCUGACAACUACCUUCAUCUACAAGCUCCCGAUAUUAUUUUCAGUGAAGAUAACAUGACAGAAGCUGAUAUUCAGCUAACUAAGCUAACACUUCCCAACUGUGACGAUGCAGAGCUGAUGGCAAAAUAUUUGGGAAUGAACGAUUUGAAACAUUCAGUUGAAACGUUUAGUUUAAGCAGAUUUGAUCCUUUAGGGGCCAACGCUGUUCCGAAAAUGACCAGCGAUAAGGAAGAUAAACCUGAAAAUAGAGAUAAGUCGGUAGGGAAUCAAGCUAUGAUGCUAGGUUCUUCUUUUGAGAGAAUUUUAGCUCUAAAACACUUAACCAUUUCCGCGCAUAUACUUCUCUCUAGAACCAUAAUCCUCAAAGUACUAUCAAUUCUUUCACUGAACACAAACUAUGCUUCGUUGGUUAGCUGCUUAGAAUCUAUAGGAUUGUCGGAUAUAACGAAAGUCGUCCGUUUAAUGACUUUGACUGCCAUGAACCGUGUUGAAAUUAACAAUAUAAGUAACGAAGACUUUCCAACCUUCCAACUACCUAAGGCAUUCUCUCAACUAAUAACUAACUUAUCUAGCGCCGCUAGCAACUGUUUGAGCUACUUAAGUGUCAGCAUUGCAGCUCUUGCUCAAAACGAGAUCAGUUCUUCAAACCUGGUGGUGAAUAUGUGUACGAAAGAUCUUAUAAUGUACGCUCUUGGAUAUUCCGCACCCAAACCAGGUUAUGCUGUAACCCAAGCUUUGGUAAACAUACUGUCUACGCACGGUGGCUGUUCUUUGAUGGAUAUACCUAAAGAGGAAAUUGCGCAAAGCUCUCAAUCAGAAGCUAAAGCUAUUGGACCUCUUACUUUGGUUAACGCAUUGUCCGCGUUUAUAUUGUCCAAUAAACUUUGUGAUAAUAGUAAACUAUGGGCUGCGCAGCAGUUGUUUAAGUGUCUUGCCACCAAAAUUCAAAUGAUGAGUGGAAGUAAUUCUAAUCAAGUAAAUUACGCUGACUUAUCUGGUUUCAUGCCCAAUCAAACUUCGGUGUAUAUGGAAGCACACGAAAACAGAGUAUCAUGUCUUGCUUGGCAUGAACAAGGACAGCUACUGGCUUCAUGUGGUUACGACGGAACCGUCAGGUUAUGGACAGUUGAACCUAAAAAGACACCAGUCCUCGAUUCUACUCUAGUAUUUCAUAUGUCUACAGAUGUUUUCGGAAAUGAGUUACUAGGUCAUCUAAUUGGUCAUCUGGAAUGGUCGCCAACGGGCUUAUAUAUUGCAGCUGCUCUUAACAAUAUCAUCAAUAUUUGGCCUUUGAAAAAGUCCGAAAACACUAAUAGCUAUAGCGAUUGGUUCAUUGAUGAUCAAAAAGAUUUUAUACUUCAAAUGAAAUGGCCCAAAAAUAAAGGAAAGCAUAUACAGGAUAAGGAUUAUCUAUUAGUUGGAAAACUUCACGGUUCAGUGUCUCUGAUUACAGUAACUGAGGGUAAUAAGCAGGUGGAAGAACUUCAAAACUUUUCGAUGCCCGUAGCUGUUGGCCACAUUGACUGGCAUCAAGAAGACGGACCAUUUGCAGUUGCUUACCUUGAUGGAACAAUAAAGCUAGGUUGGAUCGAAAAAGAAUCUCAUAUAGUCGCUUGCAAAGCCCACGAGACUGGCAUCAAUAAUAUAAAAUGGGAUCCCAGAGGAAUUCUUCUCGCUUCCAUUUCUCCGGACAACACCUGUAAAAUAUGGAAACUAUCAAACGACAAACUUGUUCUUUUACAUAUGUUAAUUGUUUCUCAUAAACCUACUAGUCUGCUUUGGUCUCCUCUGGUCGGCGAAGGCCCGACGCCUUUGCUUAUAGCUAUUGGUACUGAUUAUGGUACCGUGAACGUCUGGAAGUUGCCAAACGAAGAAAACAAACAUAACAAAGUUCCUGUUCUAGUCAUGAACGCUCAAGGCCAUCCUAACAACAGUGUCUCUAGUCUAAGCAUAGAUAAAACCGGUUUGUUGCUCGCAAGUGGUUGUCUAGAAGGGCUUGUUGGAGUCGUGAAUAUUUGGUCUCUACAUGAUGGAAGUCUUGUACAUACUCUAACAGGAAAUGGAGGCGUCUACUCCAACGGCAUGUGCUGGUUAGACCCCAACCACUACCUCUCAGUAGCCUUCAGCAGAUCAAAAACAUUUUACAUACUUAACUAUAGCUCCCAGGACCUUAUGAAGAACCUUCCUCUUGCUUCGGUAAGAUGUACACUGAUGAAAAAAGGAGUCCGUGGAUUGAAAUCGGCACCGUACUUUAAAGUUUUCGCAGAGUUACUACCCACAAUGCUUCGCGAUCAGUAUAACGCCGAGAAACUCACCGUUCAAACGGGGGCACAUCUUAUGCAUUCAGUUUACCUCAAAAGUUUAGCCUCGGUAGCACUUUUGUUGGACUUGGACAAAGUUGUUUGCUACAAAAUACGUCCAUUUAACAACAAGAUUGAUUCUGAAAUUAUUCCAGAUAUGUUUUGGUUGCAUACGUUCAGUUUGGCUACCAAAAUGGCCGAUAAUUUGAUCAAGAGAACCGAGUUAAGUGAAGAUGUUAUUAAUUUGAGUAAAAUUUUGGACGAAGAUGUCCAACCGUCUGCGAUACAAAAUAUGGUUUGGAGUUUGAAGCAAGACGAACAGAUAAUGCAAUGGUCAGCUCAGAGGCCACAGGAUUGGCAGUUUGGUGGUAAAUGCAAAGCCUAUCUCUGGGGUUCAGACCGCCACGGUCAGCUAGCAGAACUAGGCUACAGUGCAUCCAUUCCGGCACAAGUAGAAUCAUUUUCGAUUGCCAGAAAGAUUGUUUGUGGUCAAAACUGCACAUUCGUCAUCGAGGCCAACGGAACAGUUUUGGCGUGCGGUGAAGGCAGCUAUGGACGACUAGGACAAGGGAAUUCAGACGAUUUGCAUUCGCUGAGCGUUAUUUCCAGUCUACAAGGUUUCGUUAUUGUGGACUUAGCUACGAGCGUUGGUUCCGAUGGACACAGUUUGGCUUUGGCUGAGAGUGGAGAAGUUUUCUCUUGGGGAGAUGGUGAUUAUGGAAAAUUGGGUCAUGGUAACAGUGACCGCCAGCGAAGACCACGCCAAAUCGAGGUUCUUCAAUUCGAAGAAGUUGUACAAGUGGCGUGCGGAUUCAAACAUAGUGCCGUGGUUACACGAGAUGGAAAACUAUUCACUUUCGGCAACGGAGAUUACGGCAGACUCGGCUUAGGUUCAACAUCCAACAAAAAAUUACCAGAGAGAGUAACCGCUUUAGAGGGGUACCAGGUUGGUCAAGUAUCUUGUGGAUUGAACCACACUGCUUGCUUGUCUACUGACGGGUUAAGUGUUUGGACAUUUGGAGAGGGUGAUUAUGGGAAGUUAGGUUUGGGAAAUGUUCUUACAAAGUCUAUUCCCCAACUAGUGGAAACCAUGUGCAAUGUGGGACUGAAAAAGGUCGGAUGCGGAACUCACCUCACCGUUUUUCUUACUAAUUCUGGUCAGAUCUACGUAUGUGGUGUCGAUAGAGUUCCUUGGCAAACGCACGUUCGAGAACGAUCAGUUUGUCUGCCUUACCAACUCUCUGUUCUAACUGACUAUUUCAUCGAAGAUUUUGCAGUCGGAACCGAGCAUUGUCUUUUCUUAAGCACUUGCGGCAAGGUGUUUGGAUGGGGAAUGAACACCGAAGGUCAGCUGGGAUUACCCCAUGUUUCUCUCGUCAGAGAACCGGAGAUAAUAGGUGAACUUUCUAAUAAGGGUAUCAAACAAAUCUCCACUGGAAGGACACAUAGCGCCGCUUGGACGUCGGUUCCACCUCCAGUAAAUUCACCAAGAUACACCAAUUCUUUAAGCUUUGGCCUGCCAUCGGAAAUACCUCCCCAAUACGAUCACCUUCAAGGAUUAUCCAUAAAAUCUAUUCAAUCGAGGUUGAAAUUUUUAUACAAUUUCUCAGAUAAACUAUAUUCUUGUUGGACUUUAAUGCCAUUGAGUGCCCAACAGAAUGAUCUACAAAUUCCACCUUUGGAAGGACUAGUUUCUCCCAAGCUUAGGACAUUAUUGGCACCCAGAGUUUACACUUUACCGUUUGUGCGAUGUAUAGGUAAAACUAUGGUACAGGGAAAGAACUAUGGACCGCAAAUAACAGUGAGAAGGAUAUCUCAAGAAGGUCGCAAGUGUAAACCAAUAUUCGUUCAAAUAGCUAAACAAGUCGUCGAUAUAAUGCCAAACGAAAUGAGACUGCCAUCUAGAGCGUGGAAGGUGAAGUUAGUUGGGGAAGGCGCCGAUGAUGCAGGAGGUGUUUUUGACGAUACUAUUACGGAGAUGUGCCAGGAAAUCACCUCUGGAAUUGUCCCGUUACUAAUACCUACUCCAAAUGCAAUAAAUGACGAGGGAUAUAAUAGGGAUAAAUUUCUCCUCAAUCCUCAUUUGAAUUCACCACAAAAUAUGUCGUGGUUUAAGUUUUUAGGUAUAUUAUUUGGAGUGGCAAUCCGCACUAGAAAACCAUUAGCUCUACCUAUAGCACCAAUGAUAUGGAAACUGAUAGUUGGAGAGCCUUUAACGGUGGAGGAUUUAGAGGAUACGGAUUGUAUGUACAUCCAGAGCCUUAGAAGUAUUCGUGAUAUUCACCUUUCUGGUGUGACUGCCGAAUAUUUUCACGAUAUAAUUCCGUUGGAAUGCUUUGAGGGCAGGAGUUGUACAGGGAAGGUUGUUCCAAUAGUGCAUGGUGGUCGCAACAUUCCAUUGACGUUCGAAAACAGAACGCAAUACUACGAGCAGGCUGUGAAAUUUAGAAUGCAAGAGUUUGACAUGCAAAUAGCCGCCAUUCGAGAAGGAAUGGCGGGAAUAAUACCGGUUCCGCUUCUGUCAUUAGUCACUGCCGAUUAUAUGGAACAAUUGGUAUGCGGCAUGUCACACAUUUCGAUUUCUAUUUUGAGAAAAAUUGUUAGAUAUCGUGAAUUAGAUGAAAAUCAUCAACUCGUGCAAUGGCUGUGGAAUAUUUUAGAAAACUUUACAGAUAACGAAAGAGUUUUAUUUAUGCGGUUUGUAUCUGGUAGAUCAAGGCUACCAGCUAAUUUGGCUGAUUUAUCUCAGAGGUUCCAGGUUAUGAAGGUGGAUAAAGCACCAAACGGUUUACCAACAGCGCAAACAUGUUUCUUUCAACUUCGUUUGCCCCCUUACAAUAGCCAAGAAGUAAUGGCUGAGAAGUUGAGGUACUCCAUUAAUAAUUGCAAAUCCAUCGAUAUGGACAAUUACAUGUUGGCCAGAAACACUGAUCAAGGAAUCGGCUCUGAUGAUGAAUGGAACUGAAGGAUGUGACAUUUUAUAUAAGGCUGAAUUUGAUAGUUACUACAUAAUACAUGGUUAUCAAAGUUAUUUAUUGGAUUUUGUUUUGAUUUCAAAUGCAUUUGUCCCAUUUACUUUCAAUAAAAUGGAUUAAAUGUUUUAUUUA